AUGAUCUUCACGGACGCCGGACUUCCUCAUGGAAUUAGUCAGAAGUACGCUCACCUGUUCGUGGAAAAUCGUAUGACAACCAAACUCCUUCCAUUUCUGGACAAGGACCUUCUCAAGGAGAUGGGUAUCACUGCCGUGGGCGACAUCAUAGUCAUCCUUCAACACUUCAAAAAUAUAAAGCAUGAAGAGCCAAGUAAAUUAAAAGCGACCGUUACAGUUUCUUCAACGACGCCAAACUUGGAGAAGGAUGUUAAGAAACCCAAAUUGCUUCCAGGACCUUCUGAUCCCGUUGUCAAGGAGACUUCGCCAUCUAGAAUUGUGAUCAUAAACUCCGUCUCUUCCUCGAAACCAGUCUCUGUCGCUCCACCCCCAACCGACAUUGAUGGAAGUGACGAUGAUGCGGAGGAUGUUGAGGUCAUUCUAUCGAGCUCAAAUCCGUGCGUGCGCACAACUAACUUCGCUAAGCCUUCCCCAAAAUCCUCUAUCUUCAACCGGCUGGGUGCUGAGUUGCCGCAACCGUCGGCCAUUCCGCAGCGGCCGAAACCUGUCACUGCCGCCUUGGCGAGAUUUCUCCCGAGUAAUUUGGACAAGAAAACCUCGGAAUCCGCAGACAACCUGCAGCAACACAGCUCUCCCCGACGGACCGGCUUAAAACGGGCGGUAAGUUAG
Messenger RNA from Dibothriocephalus latus, 669 nucleotides. NCBI's taxonomy places the organism in Eukaryota, Metazoa, Platyhelminthes, Cestoda, Diphyllobothriidea, Diphyllobothriidae. The record is from the annotation of a GenBank genome assembly.